GAGAGGGAAGCAGAAUCAGGCGGAGGGUUCAUGCAUGUUGGUAGGCUGAGGACGGACCGGAGAGAGCGAAGAUAUUGAGUGCUAAGGAGGGCACUGGGAGGAGGUGCUCGGUUUGGUCGGGAGGUGAGGCAGCUGUGACUAGAUGUGGAUGUAAACUAUAUCAUCUGUUGGGAUCAGCUGGCAGCAGCUGAAGCGAGCGAGUCAAGCGUGCUGGUGGAUUACCAUGAGUGUCCUUUGAUUGCACCAAGAUGCUGCAUCUCCACCAGGGGAAAAGCUGGCCUUGGCUCGACUGCAGAGGGAAGUUGUGCGGAGCAAGAGCGAGGGAACAAUGCGAGAAAAGCUGAUCCAUGAGCUAGAGGAAGAGCGCCGCCUGCGUCUGGAGAGCGAGAAGCGUCUCCGGGAAGUGACGGAGGAAUCGGAGCUAGGACGGGCGCAGAUCGUCUCCCUGCAGCAGAAAUUCUCCAGGAUGGAAGAGACGGUGCGGUCGCUGCUGCAGAGUCAGGGAGUCGUGGAGCAGACGGCGGCAGACACAGCGGACAUCAUGAAGGCCUACAAAGAGAAACUCUCCGAGGAAAUGCACAGGCUGCACGACUGCCCAGAAAAGACCAGCCCCCUGCCGGCGACUCAGACCGGGCAGGGAUCCGCGAUGCCGCUGCACGCCGACGUCAGCCAAGCAGAUGCGGAUGAUGACAGAACCAAGCUCUUGUUGGAACGCCUCAAGAACCUGGAGGAGAGGAACUCAUCCUUGGCCUUGGAGAAUGAAAGCCAACGGGAGCAGUAUGAACGCUGUCUGGAUGAGGUUGCCAAUCAGGUGGUUCAGGCGCUUGUCACCCAAAAGGACCUGAGAGAGGAAUGUCUGAAGCUGCGCACUCGGGUUUUUGAUUUGGAGCAGCAGAAUCGGGCGAUGGGCGUUCUCUUCCAGCAGCGGAUCAAGCCCGCGUCGGACCUGCUCCUCCAGAAACUACAUUCACGAAUCAUGGAUCUGUCCGCAGCUGACUUGCUCCAAGAACCCGAGAGAAGCAGAGUCUUUUUACUGUCGAGGAACACGGAUUCUCCUUCGACUGAGAGCCAGAUGAAUGGAAAGUCAGGUCUGCCCAUAACCAAGUGUCUGAGCCAGCUCAGUCUGACAGCACAGGCGCCGGUGUACCCACGCAGCAGCUGUAGCAGCAGUGAGUUGUCUUUGUCGAGUGCAUGCAGCGAACUCUCCAGCGGCUCCUACACCUGGAAUGAUGGACGCUCCUGUGGGAAAGGGCAGUCAUCUCUCACCUGGGAGAAGAGGCUAAGUUUGGGAUCAUCUGCACCGAGUAACAUCAGCAUACCCGCAGAGGAGCAAAUACCCACCAGGCGCAAGGAGACCAACAUAUUAGAGGGGUUGAGAAAGCUACAGAGGCGAAAGCAUAAAUCCUCGUCCUCAUCCAGAGUCUCCAAGUCAGGCUAUAAAGACUGCAUGAACUCCAACGAGGGCAUUUACUCACUUGGUAUCAAAAAUAGCAGUAAAGGGGUAUCCAAACCCACCCACAUAGGAAGAGCUUCUGCUUUUGUAGGCAAGAAGUUACUGUACGACUCUGACGAUGCAGAUGAUGAACUUGCACAAUCUGGCCGUGUAGAUGACAUCCCCACUAAAGACAGCUGGUUCAACUGCACAAGGCUCUCCCACAGCAUUUCUGACAGUCUGUGUAGCUGGGAGGGAAUACAAGAGAGUGGGGUUGGGGGCGAUAGUAGCUCAGGCCUUGCGGCGACAAAGCCUUCCACUGAAUUGGACUCGAAGGAGCGUCCUGAGAAACUCAUGAGUUUCAUCAACAGCUGUCUUUCUGAGAGCGGGCGGCCAUCAGCUUUCACUAGAGUUUCAAUGCUGCAUGUUACCCCUUCAAACCCAGAGGCUUCCAAUUGCUUUUCAGAUAUUGACGAUCUAGAAGAACUGAGCUGUGAUUCUAGAGACUUGUGGAUACCUUCAAGCCAACAAGCAGAGCAAAAAGAGAGAAUUUCCAGGGAUACCGCCAAACUGCUAAUUCCACAGCGCUUGCAUAGGGACCAAGCAAACACCCAGUCUGCAGAUGGGAGACCAGAACCUGUCAGUCUAAUUAAAGAACCUAGAGGGGGCAAGAGUAUGUCCGAGGAGAGUGUCUUGGCAGAAAUUGAUGCACAAGGUGAGCCAAUUGAACUGAGUCCUCAGAAGCUUGAAACAAGGGCUGCAGUUAGCAAAGUGGUGACUGAAUACAAUGGACUAAACCCCCAGGAAAGGCCAACAAGACAGAAACCUGCAAAUACAGCAAACUGCACAGCUCUUGAGUCACCAGAGAAGCCAUCUGAAUAUGAGGUCAAGACAAGCAAAAUAAGCAAUAGCAGGGUGGGAAACACAGAACGGGUGUCAAUGCAGUUAACGCCACAUAAGAAGCUGAUUAAACCACCAGGAAAUCGAGCAAAUAAAGGACAUUCUAUCCCUCCCCUUAAUGAUUCUGCCAGUACCAAGAAUGGUGGUUCAAAACUACUCAGUCGUAACAAAACUUCCUCAUCCCCAAUCAGAUUGUCGAAGGGCACCACUACUGAGCCCAGUAACAGUGGAAACUCAGGAACUCCUGGUCAGGAAAAAACACCCCCACCUCCAACAACUAAAAUGUCCAGGUUCAUCAAGAGCUCACAGAGCACCAAGGUGGUGAACUCCAAGUUGUCUAACAGGGCCGAAUGGAGCAAGGACUCCUGCCCCAGUUCGCCCCAACUCUCAAGGAGACACAUAGAGUAUGCUGACAAUGGUGAACAGCCAACCAGAGAUAAACACUGUGAAAGCAUUAAAAACAAACUCAGGUCCCCUUCACCACCCCCUCCUCCUGGUCGCACCACCUCUUUACUGAUAAAACCAAAUUAUGAUGGGUCGCCACAAGCACAUAAAAUAGGGGUGGCUCAGCCACAAACACCAACCACUGUGAGGGGACCUCCCCCAAGUUACCACACAUCUCUUCAACCAAAUAUGCAAGCUACUCUACCCAUUAAAGAUAAAGCGUGUUUAGACAUGGAUGCAGGCUACGGGACUGCACUUGCACCUCAGAAACUGGUUGAUGAAGCCAGUCAGCACCUUCAAAAGUCCCCCGCCAAGACACCUAUUACAGGCACUUCCAAGCAGACGACUGCAAAAGUCUACCUCCCUCCCGCAAACUCAGGAUUGGACCUGGAUUCCGAAAAUGCACCUAAAAGCUUGAAGAAUGUCCCCCCUCCUUAUAGUGCCCUCAGAAGACCCUCCUUUCCAAGUAAGAGAGGAUCCACCCAUGAAAAUGACCAGCAGUCUGAGCAAAAGCCCCCAAUUAAUUUGUCAAUAUUAGUUAAGGACGCUCCUCAAGCUAAAAGAGAGCUACAAUAUGGUAAAAAUGCAGUCAGCCCACCAAGCUCGGUUUUGACAUCGCCUAACUCAGCAGAAAAGAGCCAAAAGACUCGCAUCCCUAUGGGUUUUAAAGCUUUUUUAAAAUCCCCCUCCAGCCAUAAAAAUAACCCCUUGUUACCAGGCAAACAAGAAAAGGAUCAUAUCAACUUAGUUUCCAAGGAGAAUGUGACUUCAAAUACCUCUAGCCAGCGUGACAGCUUUCAGGCUGUGUACGGUACUGAUGCCCCACCCAAGAUGUCUCUCACAGAGGGGAAAAGUGAGGUCCACUCUAGGUCACUAGAAGAAGAAAUAAAUCCCACUUUGCCACUAGAAGAGGAGGAUGUCAGCGAUAAAGGGAAAAGGAACAGUCAACUUUUUUCAAGGUCCAUAUCUAUCGCCACAAAACCCCAUCUAAAGCCAGCCCUGGGAAUGAACGGGGCCAAAGCCCGCAGCCAGAGUUUCAGCACCAACUACACUGAAAAGCCACAUGUUAAUGUUCUGGAAGGAAAACCCAGAACUCAUAUCAUCACCAACUCAGCAGAAAGGGGGAACUCUCUUUCUAGACAGGCUUCCUUGGAGGUACCCAGUGUUGUUGGACUAACAGAAAGUCCAGUCCAUUCUCCCAGGUCUAGACUCAGCUACUAUGCAGGUAUGACUGUGGUCAACAAUCAAAAUGGACUAUCUGAGAAAAAUCUUAAAUUAAACUCCAAAGUUGAGGGAUCUCAGUGCAUUGUGAAGGGGGAAGAUGUAAUCUCACCCUCUCACACGGACACACACGGUUUUCCCAUCAGUGAAAAGACGGAUCUGAAUAACCAAGCUUUAAACAUCUGCAAGCCGGGGAAAGUCACCUCACAGUUUCAGUCUCCAGCCGCGUGUCCUUAUAUCCUAGAAAACCGUGUUCGAGAGACAGGAGGCACAGCGAGUAGCCCUAAUGAACCAGAAUUAGCUCGAAAUAGCUUGGAGGUCAAAACCCAGACAGACUCACCAAACAAACCCUCAGAUAUUGAGGAGAAAAAAAUCAGCCCAUCAGCCUGCACGAUAGAAGAGAAGGUCAUGCUGGGAAUCGAAGAAAAUUUGCAAAAAUGUCAAGAACAACAGAAAGUUGCUGCUAGUGAGGCCAAACAAAAGACGGGCCCUUCUCUGGCAAACUGGUUUGGAUUCCGGAAGAGCAAACUUCCAGCUAUGGCCGGAAAGAAAGCAGAGUCGCCGAAAGGAAAGGAGGAGAAGAAAGAGCUGAAGAUCGGAUUGGUCCUUGGAGGCAAACAGACUAGGCUGGACAAGAAGAAGGAGAAGAAGAAAAGUGACAGUCUAGAGGCUCAGAAUGAGUCUGAGAUGAAUAAUAAGCUGAGCUCCAUUAUGGACCACUGCAACAAUCAAAUGGGGCAGAUCGCCACGCAGAUCCAUUGCACGACAUCGUUCAUUGGCAAAGACCAGUUUGUGAAGGAGAUUCUUGGCAGGGCGGUGGGGAUGGGCAACUCUGUGGUUGCCUCUCCGACAGGAAUCUCCACGCCCAGAAAACUUACAGAGAUGAAGAGCAAAAUGAAGAUCUGUCCGGACGCGGCUACCCUCCUCAUUAGUCAGAAGAUGGACCUCCGGGCUGACAACAAAGAGGUGCACAUGGCAGACGCUGCUUGUCAAGACCACAUGAUGGGCUCCGGGUGUCAGAUGAGAACGCUCGACAGCGGGAUCGGCACCUUUCCUCUCCCUGACUCUGUCACUCGGGCCAGCGGUCGCCAUUUCCCCAAGUCGGAGUCUAGCCCGAAUGGGGUGACUGCCGAGUUCCGAGCAGGCCCGACCUCCCAUCCAACCGACUCCUCACAAUCCAGUGUCAAAGUGCCUUCCCCUCCCAACACCCACCUGCAUGCUCGUUCCAGCUUGGGUCACUCCCUGUCCGACCCGUCCGUUACCCACAGUGUUGACGCCUUGGACGCCCAGACUCGUUUGCCCCAGCUGGCUCGUGCGAGCAAGACCAAGAGGCUGAGUCUGUUUGGCCCACCUAGCGGAAGCUCGUCGUUCUCUGAACCCAAGGAGGAUGAAACUGGGAAGAAGGAUGACAUUCCUGUUGAGAGAGCCGUGCUAGUGCGCACGUAUUCAGGCAGCGACAGCGGCAGCGACACGGAAACAGAACCGGAGAGACCCAGGAGCGCCCUGACCCCGCUGCAAAGGUCGCGGCUCAGCCACUGCCAAACAGACGACUCAGCAGUCGAGCAGAGCGGGAAGACACUGAGGAGCGGCAGCAUGGACAGUUCCCCCUCCAUCAUGGACUUCUACCAGCGUGAGAUGUUCCCUCACCGGGAGAAGGACGGCAACAGGAUCUGCGACUACAACCUGUUGCACAAAGACUCGCCCCUCCAGGGAGGAGACCGACUCAGUGUCACCCUGGAGAAGAGCGUCGUGGGCGCCAACCAGCCGGGCGCUGUGGACGAAACCUCGGAGUCCCUCAGCCAUCUGAGUCACAGCAUCCCAAAAGAGGCCGUUGCUGACGGCGGAAGGCGUGAUGCGGUGCAGCGUGAGCCUUCCUCCGGCAACCUCCAUGGCAAGGCUCGCCCGGAUCCAAAGGGCUCCCUCAGCGACUCGCUUUACGACAGCUUCUCGUCCUGCACCAGCCAGGGCUCCAACGACGUGUGACAGGGUUAUUUUACACUAGUGAUUAUUUGGGUGUCCAAAGGGGUGGAUUUACUGACUGCCGCCAGCGUUCCUGCCCACGGCCUUGAAGAAUCGAGUUUGAUUUGAGGUGACUGCAGUCCUUGCCUCACUUCUUUCCAUGAAGAGCUCAACAAAAAGCACUUAGAGGAGGAAAGCUAAAAAACCAGGAUGAUGGUAAUUUGAUGGUAGCAAUACAUCAAUCAUUGUGUUUGCACUGCUGUUGCUUCAGGUCUUCCGAGGAAUAUAAUGUAUUGGUACAGUGGAACCCGCUGGAGUCCGUCGAACAACUCAUCAAAUCCCGGUCGGCACCUUCCCUUUAUUUCUAAAAAGUCGACGUUGACAAACGUAAUUCUUAUCAACAUAGCAUUAGCAUUUCUUUUAAAUGUUAAUAUUGUCUAUUAUUGCAAAAAAUACAGUAUCAUACUGUACAUUCCAAACAUUUUUAAUUACUGUAUUUUCCUGGCUGGAGUCCGUCGAACAACUCAUCAAAUCCCGGUCGGCACCUUCCCUCUAUUUCUAAAAAGUCGAAGUUGACAUACGUAAUUCUUAUCAACAUAACAUUGGCAUUUCUUUUAAAUGUUAAUAUUGUCUAAUAGUGCAAAAAUAUAUAUUAUCAUACUGUACAUUCCAAACAUUUUUAAUUACUGUAUUUUCCGGGCUGGAGUCCGUCGAACAACUCAUCAAAUCCCGGUUGGCAUCUACCCUUUAUUUCUAAAAAGUCAACGUUGACAUACGUAAUUCUUAUCAACAUAACAUUGGCAUUUCUUUUAAAUGUUAAUAUUGUCUAAUAGUGCAGAAAAUAUAUUAUCAUACUGUACAUUCCAAACAUUUUUAAUUACUGUAUUUUCCGGGCUGGAGUCCAUCGAACAACUCAUCAAAUCCCGGUCGGCAUCUACCCUUUAUUUCUAAAAAGUCGACAUUGACAUACGUAAUUCUUAUCAACAUAACAUUGGCAUUUCUUUUAAAUGUUAAUAGUGUCUAAUAGUGCAAAAAAUACAUUAUCAUACUGUACAUUCCAAGCAUUUUUAAUUACUGUAUUUUCCGGGCUGGAGUCCGUCGAACAACUCAUCAAAUCCCGGUCGGCACCUUCCCUCUAUUUCUAAAAAGUCGACGUUGACAUACGUAAUUCUUAUCAACAUAACAUUGGCAUUUCUUUGAAAUGUUAAUAUUGUCUAAUAGCGCAGAAAAUAUAUUAUCAUACUGUACAUUCCAAACAUUUUUAAUUACCAAAUUUUCCGGGCGAUAAAGUGCACCGAUAUUUAAGCCGCACUCACCAAAUUUUAGUAGAAAUAAAUAGGUUUACAUAUAUUAGCCACACCAAACUAUAAGCCACAGAUAUAUACCAGUGCAACAUUUGUUUUCAAAUGUUAAUAUAUAUAUACCUUAAUUGUUUCCAAACAGUGACUGUCACACGGCAGUAAAACGGCUGAUCAAACAAAACAGAAGUCAUCAUCAUGGACCCACUAUCUGCGGAAGCCAGCUCUCUAAUCAGCUAAACAGACCCAAUAACACCACAAUGACGUUUUGGUGAAUUUACAAAAAAAACACAAAAAGAAUACCAUUGUAAAGUAAUAAUACUAACACAAACAUCUGUAAACAUGUUAGCAUUUUCACUAAUACUAAUGACGCUAUCUUGAGCACUCCGACAGACAUCACACAUGGGACAGUUGUGUAAAUACGAAUUGUUUUAGUUACACUGUAACACUUUGUGAUGAACGAAGAAUCUUUUCGAGCCGAAAACGCCCUGGAUGAAUACUUUCGGGUCUAGGUAUUAAACGGGAAGGUCGUUUUCGGCCGGCGGCACCUGCAGGGAGCGAACUCGUCCAAAAGAUGGCGCCGUAGCAGAAGCAAUAAGACACCUUUUCAGUGUCUCUGUUGGUGUCGUAUGAACACCAUUUCUUAAAUACACAACAUUAUGGCCGUUUGCGAAGAAACAUCCAUAAGUCAGCCGCACAGUCCAAAGCGUGGGGAAAAAAGUAUGGGGAGAAAAAAAAGCGGUUUAUAGUCCGAAAAAUACUGUAAAUAAAAAUACAUGAAUAAUUAUCUGCGUGACUUAUAUUAUGCAUAGAAUUGUAAACUGUAAAAAU
Molecule: messenger RNA, 8085 nt
Organism: Nerophis lumbriciformis (worm pipefish)
Lineage: Eukaryota; Metazoa; Chordata; Actinopteri; Syngnathiformes; Syngnathidae
Product: nck-associated protein 5-like
Biological process (GO): microtubule bundle formation; microtubule depolymerization
Cellular component (GO): microtubule plus-end
Source: RefSeq, a predicted model, not a curated record